This is a messenger RNA of Ornithorhynchus anatinus (platypus), 4133 nucleotides long. RefSeq names its product epidermal growth factor (gene EGF). The transcript has 24 exons. Gene Ontology annotation, molecular function: calcium ion binding. NCBI's taxonomy places the organism in Eukaryota, Metazoa, Chordata, Mammalia, Monotremata, Ornithorhynchidae. Bases 441 to 3971 code for a protein of 1176 amino acids. The record is from RefSeq and is a predicted model, not a curated record.
AAUACCCUCCAUAGGUUUCCUCCUUCAGCCUCGUCGAAGGACCGUGUCAGAUCUUUUAAUUGGGCUUUUCCCUCUUCCCCCAACCCCAUUUUUCCUUCAGACUUGUGCAUCCCAGCUCAGCUCAUCACAAUUAAUUGUGGAGUAAUGCCCCUGGAGCUUUGUUGAACUGUGUUAAAUUUGUCACAGAGGUGACAAGCUUCUCAUACUUGGCUUCCAAAAAUAUAGAUUUCGAAGAAAUUUCUCUCCGGAGCUCUUUCGAGGCUGGCAUAAGAGGCAGUGUGGGCUUCAGAGGCACGAGAAGAAAGUUAGAAGGGAGGGAUAGGGAAGGUUGUGAAAAGAUGCCCCAGCGCACAACCGAAUGGUCAUAAGAACUCUCGGGAAUUGAACAGGCUGUUUGACCUGGCUGUUGUUGCAGUUUGCUCUUCCCCAAACUCAAGAUUAUGUUGCUUGUAUUUUUUGCUCUUUUGCCAGUGGUUUUGCAAGUGGCUUUUGUCAGUCUCUCAGGAUUACAGCACUGGAACUGUCCUGGGAGCGAUGGAUCGGGAAUUGGAAAUUCCACUUGUGUGGGUCUGGCACCAUUCUUAAUUUUCAGUCACGGAAAUGCCAUCUUUAGGAUCGAUCCAGAGGGGACCAAUCAUAAACAAUUGGUAGCAGACGCUGGGAGCUCCGUCUUGAUGGAUUUUUAUUAUAAAGAGGAAAGACUCUAUUGGGUGGACUUGGAAAGAGAGAUUCUGCACAGCGUUUCCCUGAAUGGCCUGAGGCAAGAGAGAUUGAGCAGUGUAGAAAAAGGAGUUUCGGGAAUGGCAAUAAACUGGAUAAGUGAAGAAAUUAUUUGGGCCAAUCGACAAAAAGGAACCAUUGAAAUAACGGAUACCAAAGGAAACAAUUCUCGUGUCCUUUUAAGAGACUUAGAUUGUCCCACCAGGAUUGUUGUGGAUCCAGCAAAAAGGUUAAUAUUUUGGUCUUCGAACAGUAGUGUUUGCGGCAUUCACAGAACAUCUCUGGAUGAAGCAGAUGUGAAGACUCUUUUCCAGACCUCAGAAAGAAUAAGUGCUCUCUCACUGGAUAUGACUGAUCAGCGACUCUUUUGGAUUCAGUCCCAAAAUAAAGGAGGUUCUUCUUACAUUGGGUCAUGCGAUUAUGAUGGUGGUCCGGUCCAGAUAGUGAAACGCUCUAUACGGCGAAAUUUUUUUGGAUUAUCCCUGUUUGCCCAGGACAUUUACUAUUCAGACUGGAAACAAAGUGCCAUCCAGAGAGCCAAUAAAUAUACAGGGAUGGAUAGAGUUAAAAUUAAUCUGAAGCUUUCAUUUCUACCACCUGCUGAAAUAAAAGUAGUGCAUCCCUCUAUACAACAAGUGACAAAGAAUGAUACAUGGGAUCUUGAACACGAACCGUGUAACUUGAGCAAAGGAAACUGCAGUAACAGUAUUUGUGAGGAGGACUCCAACUCCCCUCACUGCCAUUGUGCAGAUGGAUAUGUUUUGAGCCAAGACGGGAGGUACUGUGAAGAUAUCAAUGAAUGUGGCUUUUGGAAUCAUGGAUGUACUUUGGGCUGUGAAAACAUCCCUGGAUCCUAUUACUGUACUUGUCCUAGAGGAUUUAUUCUGCUUCCUGAUGGGAAAAAUUGUCAUGAACUCAUUUUCUGUGAAAGCAAUUACACGGAGUGCAGCCAUGGUUGUGUUUUGACUUCAGAAGGUCCCAGGUGUUUUUGCCCUGAAGGUUCAGUGCUGGAGAGAGAUGGGAGAACCUGCAGUGGUUGUACAUCACCCAAUAAUGGUGACUGUAGUCAGAUUUGCAAGUCCUUAAGUCCAGUGACCUGGGAGUGUGGUUGUUUUCAUGGCUACGAGCUACAGAAGGAUGGAAAGGGAUGCACAGCUACAGGACCUGCUCCAUUUUUGCUGUUUGCAAAUAGUCAAGAUGUCCGACGCAUCAAUUUUGAUGGGACGGAUUAUGGGAGCUUGCUUGACUGGCAGAUGGGAGUGGUCUUAGCCCUGGAUCAUGAUCCAGUCGAAAAUAAGAUCUACUUUGCCCACACUGUACUGAAGUGGAUAGAGAGAGCUAAUAUGGAUGGCUCAGAGCGGGAAAGAAUUAUUCACGAAGCAAUAGAUUUUCCAGAAAGUCUUUCUGUGGAUUGGAUUGGCCGCAAACUCUACUGGACUGAUGGAGGGAAAUCUCACAUUGAAAGGAGCGAUCUGAAUGGACUUCACAGAGAAACGAUCAUUGCUGUAGACAUCUCUCAGCCAAGAGGAAUUGCUGUUCAUCCAAUGGCUAAGAGAUUAUUCUGGACCGACCUGGGGACCAAUCCACGAAUUGAAAGUUCUUCCCUGCAAGGUUUUGACCGUUUGGUUAUAGCUAAUACUGAUCUCAUCCGGCCCAGUGGAAUAGCCAUCGACUACUUAACUGACAAGGUGUAUUGGUGUGAUGCCGAGAAGUCCGUUGUCGAAACAGCCAACCUGGAUGGCUCUAAACGGCGAAUACUUGCCCAGAAUGAUGUAGGUCAACCCUUCGGUUUAGCCGUAUUUGAGGAUCAAGUUUGGUUCUCUGACUGGGCUAGGCCUUCGAUAGUAAGGGUGAACAAGAGGACGGGAGAAAAUAAGGUUCGCCUUCGAGGCGGCAUGCUGAGACCUUCUUCGGUGGUCGUAGUUCACCCUUUGGCGAAACCGGGGGCAAAUCCCUGCCUUUAUAAAAAUGGAGGCUGUGAGCAGAUCUGCGAGGAGAGAUUUGGAAUUGCACGAUGCUCGUGCCAUGAAGGCUUUCUGAAAACUCUAGGUGGUAAAACGUGUCAACCUCAAAAUAACCAUGAAACAACUUCAGGUGAGAGAGAACUAAAUAAUAUCUCCUCAAUAUCAAAAACACCGUAUAGCAAAAUUUACGAAGAAAAUUCUGGAAGAGAGCGGCCAACAAAACCCCUGUUACUGGCAGAAAUCACCAUUUUAGAUCAAGAUGUGGAGGGAUGUGACAUCAAUGCUCAAGCCAUUUCAGACGUGAACGAUACCCAGUGUCGGUGUCUGAAAGGAUUUACCGGGAAUGGAACGUUGUGCUAUGAUGUUGAUGAAUGUGAAACAAAUGUCACCCUUUGUCAUCCAAAUUCAUCAGAAUGUAUCAAUACCGAAGGAGGUUAUGUCUGCAGUUGCCUAAGAGGCUUCACCGGAGACGGAUUGAAUUGUCAUGGCACUAAGACUCCAGGGUCUCCAACUGUUCUGCUUCCAGGAAAGCCUCUCUCCGUGUCUCAUGGAGAAGGCAGGACUCAGGAUAAGAGAGUAGAAUCGACUAUACUUAGCACAAGUGAUGAUGUGACCUCUUCUUUCCGCGAUGAUUUCGGAGAUUGCCCACCAUCCUAUGACUCAUACUGCCUCAACGGUGGAAGCUGUGUUUAUGUUUUAAAGAUAGGAAACUUUGCAUGCAACUGUCAGCUGGGCUUCAUGGGAGAGCGUUGCCAGUUCAUUGACUUGGAAUGGUGGGAUUUGCGGCACAUGAGGCAGCUAAAGCAGCAGAACAUCGCUGUGGUCGUCUGCUUGGUCGUCCCCAUCUUACUUCUUCUCCUCGGAUCGCUGGCGGUUCACAUUUACAGAACUCAGAAGCUUUCUGUGAAGAAUCCUUAUGACGAGACUGUUGGUGGGAGCAACAGCAACAGAGCGACUAAAGACACGAUGGCACCUUCCAGCCACACGCCUGGGGAUGUUGUGGUAAUGGAACGGAAAGAUCAAAGGGACUCACCUGGAGCUGGCGCCCUCCAAGACUGUCAAACAGCAUCUGUUCGGCCUCCAUUUUCUCCUGAACCCGAGUCUGUGCUGCUGGAAACAGGUGACAGAGAAACCCAGAAGGUAGAAGACCCAGGAAAAGAGCGAGGCUCCGGGAACCGGCUGCCCGAUGACAAAGACCCAAUUCAGAGAGGAACAGAGGAGAUUCCUUCGAGAGACAGCCCUAGCUCCUGGCUGGGCAGGGAUGCUCAUUUUCUUGGCAACCUUUAGACUGCUCUGGAGCCUCUGAAUCAAAUAGGAUACACGCAGAGGGGAACUGAUGUCCAAACCGGGCAAAAAGGAAAAAAAAAAAAAGCAAGAAUUCUUUACAACCCAAGAAGCAUUUCAUCUGGAAGAGUGAAGGAAAAAUAAAGGUCUUGGCUUGUUCUUUCA